Messenger RNA from Aedes aegypti (yellow fever mosquito), 1004 nucleotides. Its product is annotated as fatty acid hydroxylase domain-containing protein 2. Gene Ontology annotation, biological process: sterol biosynthetic process. The record is from RefSeq and is a predicted model, not a curated record. The transcript has 3 exons. The coding region runs from base 72 to 935 and encodes 287 amino acids. Gene Ontology annotation, molecular function: C-4 methylsterol oxidase activity; iron ion binding. NCBI's taxonomy places the organism in Eukaryota, Metazoa, Arthropoda, Insecta, Diptera, Culicidae.
GUCUAUCGGAAAAUCAUUGCCCAACCGUCAGUCUCAAUCAAAAAGUAUGUCAAGUUAGUCACCGUUGUGCGAUGGACAUGGAACCAAUUGUGGUCGGCUUACAUAACGAAUCCGGAUCGACAUUCCUUCAGGAUCGAUGGAAUUCGUUGCUGGACACGAUUGGUGACGAACCGGAGUUCCUGUACGUGUGGGCGUUGACCACCUGGGUCAAUGGGUUCUUUUGGGCCUUCGGAGGCCUGUUCGUCCUUAUGGACGUCUUCAAUCGUCCCCGAUGGCUGCGAAAGUUCAAAACACAACCCGGAACGAAUGAGCCCCUGGAAUGGACCGGUCUAUGGAGAGUGAUGAAAACGAUCCUCUUCAAUCAAACAGUGAUCGGAGUUCCGCUGACCUACAUCGGGUUCCACACGGCAGGAAAGUCCAAUCUUCCGGAUGUUCGAGUCCUUCCGAGUACCUUCGAAGUCGUGCGAGAUUUGUGUGUCUGCUUGUUCUUCGCCGAAGUGGGAUUCUACUACAUACAUCGGUUCUUGCAUCUGAAGCCACUGUAUCGGCACGUACACAAGAAGCACCACGAAUGGACGGCCCCUUUUGCGUGGGCUGCGAUGUAUUGCCAUCCGGUGGAGCACAUUCUGAGCAAUAUGAUUCCUCCGAUCAUUGGUAUUCAUCUGAUGAAGAGUCACCUGGCGACGGCUGCCCUGUGGUUUCCUUUGGUGAUCGUGAAUACGGUGCGAGAUCACUGUGGGUAUCAUUUGCCGUUUUUCCCCAGCUCGGAGUAUCACGACUAUCAUCACGCCAAGUUCACGGAGUGUUUCGGAACGUUUGGCUAUCUGGAUUGGUUACACGGAACCGAUAGGCAGUAUCGCAAGAGUAAGCAGUGUCUCCGGCACAGGUGGCUGUGGUCGACAAAGUCGGCCCGGGAACUCAUUCCGGAUAAAUGAAUCAUGAUGGGUGGAUUUUAAAGAUGAUAAGGGGCUUAAUGUAAUAAACUUUCUGAUUGUGAUACAAAA